AUGCCUUGCCAACUUGCCAUCACCUCCGUGUCUCUCGGCCGCGGCACCGCCGGCCACAACUUUGUGCACAAGAUGGACAUGGCCCAAAAGCAUGGAUACAAAGGGGUCGAGCUCUUUCACGAUGACCUCGCCUCCAUUACACGAAUGAUGCCUGGUGGCCUGACAAAGGCGAAUGAGCUUGAAGCCGCCCGCAUCAUUCAUCAAGUGUGCCGGCAGAGAGGCAUCAAAGUUAUAUGUCUACAGCCUUUCUGGCACUAUGAAGGUCUCUUGGACCGAUCCAAACAUUUUGAACAUGUCGAAAAACUAUUCUUUUGGUUUAAACUGGCGCGAGCACUCGAAACAGACAUGAUUCAGAUCCCGUCCAACUUUCUUCCCAAAAGCCAGCUCUCCAGUGAUCCACGGCUUGCCAUUCAAGAUUUGCAAAAGGUCGCAGAUUUCGGCUUAUUACAAGAGCCUCCCAUGCGCUUCGUCUAUGAAGCUCUCGCUUGGGGCACGCACUGCGAUACGUGGGAGCGAAGCUGGGAGAUUGUCCAACAAGUCGACAGGCCCAACUUUGGUCUCUGCCUGGACACGUUCAACAUCGCGGCGAGGGUCUGGGCCGAUCCUACCGACCCUACAGGGCGCAACAAGGACUCUGACGAGCUGCUUGCGCAGUCGCUCGCCCUCAUGGCAGAAACCGUCGACGUCUCCAAGGUCUUUUGCGUGCAGGUGGUGGACGCGGAGCGCCUCGCGUCGCCGCUACUUCCAGGCCACGAGUUGCACGACGAGGCGCAGCCGCCUCGCAUGAGCUGGAGCCGAAACUGCCGGCUUUUUUACGGCGAGAGCGACAGAGGGGCAUGUCUACCCGUCAAGCAGAUUGCGCGGGUCAUUUUUAAAGACCUCGGCUACCAAGGCUGGGUCAGCAUGGAGCUCUUUCACCGCAGAAUGGCGGAGGAGGACGCCACUGUCCCUCGCGAACUCGCCGCACGAGGCGCUGUUGCUUGGAAGAAACUCGUACGAGAUGUUGGAGUCAAGGUGGCCCUCCCCCCGACUGGUGAUUUGGCAGCGUCUUCAGAGAAGCGACGCACUCGGUCGCGUCGGCACUUUCUUAGACCUCAACAACCGCAGAUGUAUUUGGGAGAGAGUCUGGGCAGUCUUUGCACAGGUCCCUCGCACGCAUCCGGCCUGAAAUGGCCCUACAAAAACUGGACCAGAGGUCCAUGA
Beauveria bassiana ARSEF 2860 is the source of this 1203-nucleotide messenger RNA. Its product is annotated as xylose isomerase-like TIM barrel. Lineage: Eukaryota; Fungi; Ascomycota; Sordariomycetes; Hypocreales; Cordycipitaceae. The record is from RefSeq and is a predicted model, not a curated record. The transcript has a single exon. The coding region runs from base 1 to 1203 and encodes 400 amino acids.